AUGUCAGAAAUAUUCUUGGAUAAUGUUCCAAGAGAACUGCGAGAAAAGGUCCUCAAUAUCACCAAUGCAAACCCAUCUACCCUUGGCAUCUUUGAAGAGCUGUACAACUACGCCAAGAAUAACCCAGAGAACCGCAAGAAGUCUAGAAGCGACAUUCUGGGAUCAGAAGUUGCAGAAGAAUCAAUUAUUUUUCAGUUGAAAGAUGUCUCGGUUUUGACGCCGUUUCGCAAAAAGCUCAACUUGGUGUUCUCUAUUUCGCCAACAACCGGGCGGCCAACUUUGUCAUUGUCCAAGGAUAUGGCUCCACAACUGACUUUAACAGAACUUGGCCGCAGUAUAAAGUUUGCCACAUUUCUGCCGUUUCCAGAGAAGACCAACGUGAUAUACCUCUUCAUUAGUUACAGCGGACCGGGGCAAGAUCCAAGUGUCCGGGAGGUACUUCUAUUAACACUUAAUAAAGACGCUACAUUGCUUCAGCUGAAGAAUUCAGGUCUGUUAGCAAGUGGACUUGAUGAUUUUGCUCACUGUGUUGAAUAUAUUAGGAAACAGGCCAUACUGGUAGGUUUUCGCAUAUCCGAUCCAUUUUCUGCUGCUAAUGCAGGGCCAAGGCCAUUUUACGUCGAAGCUCACCGUGGUACUAAGGAGGGCACACUUUAUUUCUUGCCUGACCACGUCAUUUUCGGGUUCAAAAAGCCCAUAUUGAUGUUCUCAUCUCAAGAGAUUGAGUCGAUCACUUAUUCGUCGAUCACUAGACUGACCUUCAACGUCACCUUAACCACCAAAGACGGAGAGAAGUUCGAGUUCUCCAUGAUUGAUCAGAAUGAGUACACUUUGAUCGACGAUUAUGUCAAGAGGAAACAAGUUAUCGAUAAUUCUAUGAGCGAGGAGAACAAAGCCAAAACAGCACAUAAGGACAUGAACUCCGCAGAGCAGUCCUCUUUAUUGGCCGAAGCUGCGCAACAAAUUGAAGACGAAGGCAAUAUUAAUGACAUUCCCUUGGAGUCGGAUGAUGAGGAAGCUGACAACGAUUUUGAAGCAGAUAGUAAUGCAUCUGAUGGCAGUGAUACGGGGUCCAAUUCGGAUGAUGAUAACCAGGAUGAAGAAGAUGAAGAAGACGAAGGAGUUGAAGAAGAUAUAGAAGAUGAAGAAGAUGGAGGUGAUCUUUACAAUGAGGAGCAACACAAUGCACAAUUGCCUAACGACGGUCAAGAUUCUUGGGGCGGAGGUGUCGCUCUUGGUGACCAAUUUAACGGUGGCAAUGUGAACGAUAAUCAAUUUGGGCUACAUAACUCACUUGACAACGCCUUUGGCGGCAGCGAUUUCAACCCCCUCGCCCACGAUGCUUCAUUAACUGUGGAAAAGAAUGUUAUUGACGACGAAGAAGAUUCCGGAGUCGAGUAUGAUUGA
Messenger RNA from Lachancea dasiensis, 1407 nucleotides. The record is from the annotation of a GenBank genome assembly. Lineage: Eukaryota; Fungi; Ascomycota; Saccharomycetes; Saccharomycetales; Saccharomycetaceae.